Molecule: messenger RNA, 3170 nt
Organism: Paramisgurnus dabryanus
Lineage: Eukaryota; Metazoa; Chordata; Actinopteri; Cypriniformes; Cobitidae
Gene: vps45
Product: vacuolar protein sorting 45 homolog
Biological process (GO): vesicle-mediated transport
Source: RefSeq, a predicted model, not a curated record
CGGAAGUAUUAGGAAGCGCAGACAGUUGUUUCCCAUUGUCAACAAUACUAAAUGUCUGGGGGUUAACUGAUAAAAUAAGUCGUUUAUUACUAAAUAAACAACUGUUGAACGAUCGGAUCGCUUUAUCUACUCCCACUAAACAUUUAUAAAAAAACGACAAAAUGAACGUAACUCUGGCUGUCAAGCAGUAUGUAUCUAAAAUGAUAGAGAGCAGCGGACCCGGUAUGAAAGUCCUGCUUAUGGAUAAAGAGACGACCAGUAUAGUUAGUAUGGUCUACACACAGUCUGAGAUCAUACAGAAGGAGGUUUACCUUUUUGAGCGCAUUGAUUCACAAAAUCGAGACAACAUGAAGCACCUGAAGGCUAUCUGCUUUCUGCGGCCCACCAAGGAGAACGUACAGAACCUGAUUCAAGAGCUUCGUCGACCCAAGUAUAGUGUCUAUUUCAUCUAUUUCAGUAAUGUGAUUAGUAAGAGUGAAAUUAAAGCGUUGGCUGAGGCGGAUGAGCAGGAAGUUGUUGCAGAAGUGCAGGAGUUUUAUGGGGAUUUUAUUGCUGUGAACCCUCACCUUUUCUCCCUCAACCUUCAAGGAGUAUCCAGGGGUCGCAGUUGGGAACCGAGCAUCUUGCCUCGUGUCACUCAAGGUUUGACAUCGGUGUUGUUGUCACUGAAGAAAUGCCCUAUGAUCCGCUACCAGCUCUCUUCUGACAUGUCCAAAAGGCUGGCAGAGAGUGUCAAACAAAUCAUUACCAAGGAGUAUGAACUGUUUGACUUCAGAAAAACAGAAGUGCCUCCUCUUCUUCUGAUUUUAGAUAGAAGUGAUGACGCCAUAACUCCUCUUCUCAACCAGUGGACAUAUCAGGCUAUGGUUCAUGAGCUGCUGGGAAUAAAUAACAACCGUAUAGACCUGUCAAGAGUGCCUGGCAUCAGUAAGGACCUGCGGGAGGUUGUCCUGACUGCAGAGAAUGAUGAGUUUUAUGCUAAUAACUUGUACUUAAAUUUCGGUGAGAUCGGGACAAACAUUAAGAACCUAAUGGAGGAUUUCCAGAAGAAAAAGCCCAAGGGCCAACAGAAAUUAGAGUCCAUAUCUGACAUGAAGGCAUUUGUGGAUAACUACCCCCAGUUUAAAAAAAUGUCGGGCACUGUGUCAAAGCACGUGACUGUAGUUGGUGAGCUGUCCCGCCUCGUGAGUGAUAGACAACUGAUGGAGGUAUCAGAGGUGGAACAGGAGUUGGCCUGCCAGAAUGACCAUUCCAGUGCACAGCAGAAUGUAAGGCGCCUACUGCAGAGCCCUCGUUUGAAUGAACUUGACGCUGUCCGUCUGGUAAUGCUGUAUGCGCUUCGCUAUGAGAAACACAGCAGCAGCGUCCUGCCCAGCUUUAUGGAGGAGCUCACUCGUAGGGGUGUGUCUGAGAGAUAUCGCAAUAUGGUAAAGGCUAUGGUGGAAUAUGGCGGUAAACGAAUCAGAGGAAGUGACCUCAUCACUCCUACAGAUGCAGUGUCCAUUAAACAGUUCUUCAAAGGGCUUAAGGGGGUUGAAAAUGUGUACACACAGCAUCAGCCACUACUACAUGACACACUGGAUCAGCUGAUCAAGGGUCGUCUGAAGGACAGCCAGUUCCCCUACCUCGGGCCUAGUUCUCUGAGAGACAGACCUCAAGACAUUAUUGUCUUCAUAAUUGGUGGGGCCACUUAUGAGGAGGCACUCGCUGUUUACAACCUGAACCGCACAAUGCCUGGGGUGCGCAUCGUCCUUGGGGGCACGGCAGUUCACAACACUAAGAGCUUCAUGGAGGAAGUGAUGCUCUCAGUAAGAUCAGGUGGUGACAGGACUCAAGGAUCUGGCAGACAAUCAAGUCGACGCUGAACUUGUAUUGUGAUCAUCAGCUGUAUUGUUGUUGUGUUGUUUGUCCUCUGACCCUAAACACAUUGUUUUCUUGUUUCCUCGCUCCUAACAUUCCUUUACAAUGUAUUAGUUUUUAGGCGAGAAAACACAUAAGCAGGGUGUUGCUCAUGACGUGUGUAACUAAAAGUUGUAUAUGUGCAUUACUUUUAUGAUUGUAUAAAUAAUGUUCACAAAAUUAUUAUAAUGACAGCUUUAAAUUUAUUGGUUUUGUGUUGCUGCAUUUGAUCAUUGUUUUGAAAGAUAACUAUGUUUCAGAAUAAUAAAAAUAAGUGUAUAUAGCCUAAAUAUAAAAGAAAAGCUGCUCUGUAAAUAUUAUUUGGGCAAGAAUAUUACUGUAAAAUGUUUCAUCAAAGGUUCCCAAAUAUUUAAAUCUGCUUGUUUCAAAACUGUUUCAAAAUCAAAUGACUAAAUGUGUUAAAAUCUAAUGCUUGUCCAUGUCUUUGUGUAGUUAUUACUAUUUGUUAGCCUGUCCAGCUAAAUGUGUUACUCGCUGAGUUGUAUGUUUGCUGUGUCCUUUCAAUUGUGUGUUGGAGUUAUUCUUUCAGUGAUUAAUACAUCCCUGAAUACACAUACAUUUUAAAAGUGUCAAUGAUAUUUUAACUCAAUCACCAAAGCUCCAAGCCCAUCACCUGGCUGAUGACUUUCAAUGAAAUUGUAUGAAGUAUACAGAGUUUAGCCCUGACCUCUCAGGUCAUUACCGUAACCUCUAGAGCUAAAACCCAAUGGAUUUGCUUGGGCUGUUGCUCUUUAACUCCACCUCCCCCCAUAAUCACAUCCAUUAAUCCCCACCCAUCAGACAGAGAACUAGCAAGCCUGAAAGACUUAAUAGCUUUACUGCAUCAAGCACACAAUUUACUGUAUAUAGGAUAGAAAGAUUUGUGCUUGUUUCCAAAGUAAAGGACCCAGGAAUUUUUUAGGCAAAUAAUGUUACAUAUGUUGUACUACAGAACAUACGGUAGAACCAGAAUCAUUUUUUUCCAGAUUGGGUGCACAAAAACACAAGGUGUCCUUGGUGUACACAUUUUCAAACGAAAAGAAACAUCUCUUGCUUUGAAUAAUGUAGUCAUGUCCUGGUAAAAAUAAAGUGCUGAAGUUAUGUUUUAGCUUUUGAAAUGUUUGUGCUAAAAGUCACCCGUGUAUUUGUCACAUAAUGAAAAUUAUUUGUGCAUCACCUUUUAAACUCAACAGUUUUUUAAUAAAUGUACAAAAUUAACAGCUUAUAAAAAGGGUAUUGUAACAUUGACUAUUAAACAAUCUAUUAACUAA